AUGAGGAAGCAUCUGGGUGGAUGCUGGUUGGCCAUUGUCUGUGUCCUGCUCUUCAGCCAGCUGUCCUCAGUCAAGGGGAGAGGCAUAAAGCAUAGAAUCAAGUGGAACCGGAAGGCCUUACCAAGUACCUCCCAGGUCACAGAGGCCCACACUGCAGAGAUCCGCCCAGGGGCCUUCAUCAAGCAAGGCCGAAAGCUGGAUAUUGACUUCGGAGCUGAGGGCAAUAGGUACUACGAGGCCAACUAUUGGCAGUUCCCUGAUGGGAUCCAUUACAACGGCUGCUCUGAGGCCAACGUCACCAAGGAGAAGUUUGUCACCAGCUGCAUCAAUGCCACCCAGGCGGUGAACCAGGAGGAACUGUCCCGCGAGAAACAAGACAACAAGCUUUACCAGCGGGUCCUGUGGCAGCUGAUCAGGGAGCUCUGCUCCAUCAAGCAGUGUGAUUUUUGGUUGGAAAGGGGAGCAGGGCUUCGGGUCACUCUGGACCAGCCCAUGAUGCUCUACCUGCUGGUUUUCAUCUGGUUUAUUGUGAAGUAA
Mesoplodon densirostris (Blainville's beaked whale) is the source of this 537-nucleotide messenger RNA. RefSeq names its product prion like protein doppel (gene PRND). Gene Ontology annotation, molecular function: copper ion binding. Gene Ontology annotation, cellular component: membrane. Lineage: Eukaryota; Metazoa; Chordata; Mammalia; Artiodactyla; Ziphiidae. Bases 1 to 537 code for a protein of 178 amino acids. Gene Ontology annotation, biological process: intracellular copper ion homeostasis; protein homooligomerization. The transcript has a single exon. The record is from RefSeq and is a predicted model, not a curated record.